Messenger RNA from Ostrea edulis (European flat oyster), 3568 nucleotides. RefSeq lists its product as uncharacterized. Bases 161 to 2971 code for a protein of 936 amino acids. The record is from RefSeq and is a predicted model, not a curated record. NCBI's taxonomy places the organism in Eukaryota, Metazoa, Mollusca, Bivalvia, Ostreida, Ostreidae. Gene Ontology annotation, molecular function: nucleic acid binding. Gene Ontology annotation, biological process: DNA integration. The transcript has 2 exons.
AAUACACGUACAAAUUGCUACCAUUUCAACCAAAAUUACAUGUGAACAACAGCAAACUACAAACGCCAAACGGUGAUCUUUACUCACUUCAUUUCACGUAGUUGUGAUUCCAAGCACCGACUCUCAGAAUAAUCUUCUAUCAAGAUCAGUUGCGUCUACCAUGGGUCUCAUUCAGAAGAUAGGAAGUGUCAUAGAACAUCACGGUACUAUGAAAGGUGACCCAGUGAAAAUUGUUAUCCGAUCUGAUGCGCAACCGUAUUGUGUUACGACUGCUCGACGAAUACCGUUCGCUCUUAUGCCGAAAGUGAAAGCAGAACUCGACAAACUAGAAAAUGAUGGUAUCAUUCGUAAAAUUAAUGAACCUACUGACUGGUGUGCACCAAUUGUUCCAGCAACAAAGAAAAACGGUGAUGUGCGUAUUUGCAUCGAUCUGAAGCGUCUUAACGAAGCCGUUAAACGUGAGUACUACAUGCUACCGAAUCUGGACGAUAUCUCUCCGAAAUUAAGCGAAGCGACCAUAUUCUCUAAAUUGGAUGCAGCAUCAGGAUUUCAUCAACUUAAACUGCACGAGGACAGUCAAAAAUUGACUACAUUUAUUACUCCUUUUGGAAGGUACUGUUACACGCGCAUACCGUUCGGAAUCUCGUCAGCACCCGAGAUAUUCCAAAGGCGCAUGGGAGAAGUACUAUCUGGGUUGGAAGGCGUAGAGUCGAUAAUAGAUGACGUCAUCAUCUAUGGAUCUUCACGCAAUGAACACGACCGCAGAUUAAAAGCAGCAUUGGAUCGUAUUAGAGAUGCAGGGAUCAAGCUAAAUCCCAACAAGUGCGAAUAUCGAAAGGAGAAAAUUGAAUAUUUUGGACACAUCAUCUCGAAAGAUGGUGUUCAACCUAGUCCAGAACGUGUGCGCUCUAUUCUGGAUUUGCCACCACCGACUAACAUCAGUGAGUUGCGUCGUAUUAUCGGGAUGAUCAAUUAUCUUGGUCGAUUUGUUCCUGAUCUAUCCAGUAUCAUGAACCCUAUCAAUAAUCUGUUAAAAUCAGACACAGCGUGGACUUGGGAUGAAUCUCAGCAAAGUGCGUUUGACCGUGUGAAGAAACUCAUUACAGAAGCGCCAGUACUUGCAUUUUACGAUAUGACUCGACCCACUAUCGUUAGUGCGGAUGCAAGUAGUUUCGGUAUCGGUGCAGCGCUAUUUCAAGUUGUGGAUGGAGAGACUAAACCAAUCGCAUUUGCGUCUCGCACACUUACCGAGGCAGAGCGUAAAUAUGCGCAAAUUGAGAAGGAAUGUUUGGCCGGAGUGUGGGCAUGCGAGAAAUUCGACCGAUACCUCAUGGGAAUUGGAUCAUUCGAACUGAUUACGGACCAUAAGCCGUUAGUACCGCUGAUUAAUACUCAAGAUCUCAAUAAAGCGCCAUUGAGAUGCCAGAGAUUACUGAUGAGAUUACGUAGGUACAAUGUCGUAGCGAAACAUGUUCCAGGAAAACAGCUCGUGGUUCCGGAUACGCUUUCGAGGAGUCCUCUCAAUAUCAGUGAUCAAAGCAAUACUGUUGAAGAUGUUACCGCAUACGUAGCGUCCGUGGUCAAUACGAAACCAUUAUCAGAUAAGAAAUUGGAAGAAAUUCGUAACGAAACAUCUUCAGAUCCGAUUCUACCUGACGUCAUGAGAUACACUAUGCAAGGUUGGCCGCAAAAAGAAAAUUCAUUGUAUGCGGAGUUGAAACCAUAUUUCGCGCCAAGAUUCGAAUUCUCAGUGUCUGAUGGUAUACUGUUCUAUAGAGACAGACUAGUGAUUCCAGAAUCCCUGAGAGCUGAUGUACUCGCAGCGAUACAUACAGGCCAUUUGGGACUGAACAAGUCAAGAGAGCGUGCAAAGUCAUCAGUAUGGUGGCCUGGAUUAUCAAGUGAUUUGGAACAUUUGAUCAGGUGUUGCGAGUUUUGUAAUACCAACCGUCCGUCACAGCGUAGUGAGCCACUUAAAACUACUCAGCUUCCUAGUCGUCCCUGGGUAAGGGUUGGAGCUGAUCUUUGCGAAUUACAGGGCAAAAAUUACCUUGUAGUGAUGGAUUACUUUUCUCGGUAUUUGGAGAUUGCCUACCUGGACAAUAUCACAAGUAAUUACGUAGUUGGCAAAUUAAAGAAUAUGUUUGCCAGAUGGGGCAUACCCGAGGAACUUGUUAGUGAUAACGGUGGACAGUUCAGUUCGAAAUCAUUCAGACAGUUUUCGAUUGAUUAUGGAUUUCAUCAUACAUUCUCCAGUCCUCAUUAUCCUCAAGCAAAUGGAGAGGCAGAGAGUGCGGUUAAAGUAGCCAAACGAAUACUCAAACAGCCGGAUGUAUUUCUAGCCCUAAUGGCUUACCGCAGUACCCCCGUACAUGCGACAGGUACUAGUCCAUCUGAACUCAUCAUGGGACGUAAAAUCAGAACUACCGUUCCGAUUUGUUCUGACCAACUAGAGCCUGGAUGGCCGGACCUAGGAAAAGUUAGGGUAAAGGACAGACAAUCCAAACACAGGAUGCGUGUAAACUUCAAUCGUAUGCAUGGAGCUCGCACUUUAAAACCACUUUACGUAGGUGACCGUGUUAGGGUGAAAACUGAUAAAGAAAAGUCUUGGGAUGAGGCAGGAAUCGUCACAUCUGCUGAUUACGCGAACCGCUCAUACUUUGUGAAAACUCUCAGUGGAGACCUCAGGAGAAAUCGUAAGCACUUGCUUCAUGUCAAUGAUGAAAUGCAAGAUUCAUCUGUGCCAAGUGAUUUUCAGUGUUCUUCCGCUAUGGAACCGGAACCGGAAAUUCCGAUGGGGAACCAGAAUUCAGAGGAAUCGCUGUGUACCGAAACAACCACACCACUUACCAAUGAAACUCCGAGUGUACCUGUUACGAACAUUCCACAGAGUAGCACUCCACCAGCUACCGUAAGGCGUAGUGGUCGCGAAAUAAAACGCCCCAAAUACCUAAGUGACUAUUUGCUGUGAAUUUAUUCAUAAGUCAUGUCAGACAUUUUGAACAGUUUUGCUAUUUUGCUAUUCAUUUACUUUAAUGUACAUGGUAUUCAUUUUUGCACAUUUCACUGGAAGUGAAUAGAGACAUUACACAGUUGUAUGUAAUUAUGUUAUAAAGACAGUCAACUCUAAUCAUUAUAUAAAGAUAUUUUGAUACAUUGAAAAAUUCAAUUCCUAUGUACUGUACAUCUAUUUUUGCUUCAACUAUUCCUAAUUUUGGUAAAGAUAAAUUUUUGAGAUUUAUAAUCUUAAGGAAGGAGAUGUUUAUAAUAUAUUAAUAGCAUAAUACAUUUAAAGAUUAUUUCCCAGUUUGAAUUUCCCGCGAUAUUUCAUGUGUGUAUUGAACUAUUCCCAGAAUGCACUGUAUUUUGUUUGACUGCCAUCUUUAUUAAACUUGUUAGACUGUUCACACGUGUUUCUCGAUCCCCCGCACUAAACAGUGCAUACCCUGAAGACUAUCUGUAAAUAAGGAGUUAGAUUAUCUGUUGAUGAUGUAAAACAUGUCAUGGUAUGGAAUUUCGCUCCUGGCAGUGACAAUUCUCAUUACGGCGAAUGGCGAUUCAGAAAGUG